Lathyrus sativus (Indian pea) is the source of this 1071-nucleotide messenger RNA. NCBI's taxonomy places the organism in Eukaryota, Viridiplantae, Streptophyta, Magnoliopsida, Fabales, Fabaceae. The record is from the annotation of a GenBank genome assembly.
AUGGGUUAUUCAAGUGUUUUAUCAUCUAUUUUCUUUCUUCUUUUUCUUCUUAUAGUCUCCAAUAAUGAAAAACCUCGAGUCCCUGCAUUGUUCAUCUUUGGAGACUCUAUUCUUGAUGUUGGGAAUAACAAUUAUCUACCAACUUUGGUUAAAGCAAACUUUGUUCCUUAUGGAAGAGAUUUUGAAAAUCACUUUCCAACCGGAAGAUUUUCCAAUGGAAAACUUAUUAGUGACUUCGCAUCUGAAAUUCUCGGAUUUAUCUCCUAUCAACCUGCAUAUCUCAGUUUAUAUAGCAAAGGAAAGAACAUCUUGAAUGGGGCCAACUUUGCCUCAGCUGGUUCUGGUUAUCUUGACUCUACUGCCAAAUUAUACCAUUCGCUGUCAUUGAGCCAACAACUGGAACACUAUAAGGAGUAUCAAAAGGAAUUAAUGAAAAUUGCAGGGAGAUCAGAUGCAUUAUCUAUUAUACAUGGUGCUUUAUAUAUUGUUGGGUUUGGAAGUGGUGAUAUUUUAUUGAAUUAUUACAUAAAUCCAUUGCUUCGCCUAGUUUAUACUCCUGAUCAAUUCACAGACAUUCUUGUACAAAAUUAUGCGGAUUUCAUCCAGAAUUUAUAUGCACAAGGAGCAAGAAAAAUUGGUGUGAUUUCAGUAGGUGCGAUAGGUUGCUUGCCUGCAGCCAUUACUGUGUUUAAAUCUGCCUAUAGCAAUAAAUGUGUAGUGGAAUUGAACAAUAUUGCUCUUAGCUGUAAUCAAAAGCUCAACUCCACAUCCAUGAACUUGAGAAAAAUGCUUCCUGAUCUCAAUUUGGCGUUGCUUGAUAGCUAUCAACCUGUCUAUAACCUAGUCACUAAACCCUUGGAGUAUGGAUUUUCUGAAACAAGAAAGGGUUGUUUUGGGACGAGCUUCCUAGACAAAACUUUUACAUCAUCAUAUAAUAAUAAAAAGACUUUUGUAAGAUUAUGUCCUAAUGCAUCUAAAUAUGUAUUUUGGGAUGGUCUUCAUCACACUGAGACCGCAAAUAAGUUUAUCACCUCUGAGUUGAUUUCUGACAGCAUCUCCCUUAUAACCUAA